Molecule: messenger RNA, 4078 nt
Organism: Porites lobata
Lineage: Eukaryota; Metazoa; Cnidaria; Anthozoa; Scleractinia; Poritidae
Source: the annotation of a GenBank genome assembly
AUGCUUCGUUGCGCGGCUCGGAGAGUAGUUUCACCCUACUUAAGGGGUUCUUCAACCUCACUGGGUAAGUUUUGCUUAGCUUCUGUUAAAAUCGUUAACAGUGUUUUACUUGUUUCAAAUCGUACACCUACUUAGGUUAAUUUUCGCUCGCACUAAUCAAUAUAAGUACCGGUUGGUUCUGUUCAAGAAAGUCAUUUCAGUAAUAUUUAAACAGGGUUAUGAAUUAUAAUACAGAAGUACAGAGCUUUCUGAAGGUUUUCUCGGUUGACAUUCAUGUGGACAUGAUCGAGGCUAGGUUAUCUGUGUCCAAAUCUAAGUAAAUUUCAGUAAGCAGUCUUUGCAGUCUUUGCAGCAAUACUGUGAACCUUGAUUGUUUAAGCGGGUCUGUCGGCUACCUAGUUUGUUCCUCAAAAGAUUUUCAGUUUGAAUUACCCCCCCCCCCCCCCGCCCACCCUGCUUUGUCACCUCAUGUUUUAUAGUAAAGGUCGGAAUACACUAGGUCAUGUGACCCUGCAACACGUUGCAUUGACAAAUCGCCUCAUGUAUACUGGAGAAUUUUUGUCAAAAUCUCUGUCUUCACAACACAAUUUUGUUAUUUUCACAAGUCACACAAAAUCAUUUUGAAUUUGUGUGGCUCAUCUUAAAGACAGAGAUUUUCCCAGUAAUUCUCCAGAAUACACAACGUAAUUUUUUACUAGGACAACUUGUCUCAACUUAUUGCUGCAAGUUGUCACCCAAACUGUACACAAGGAAUGGUUUGUUACCGCAACGUGUUGCAGCAACAUUUUGCCCAGUGUGUUCUGACCUGUAUAAAACAGCCAUCGGCAUCAACCUUGUAUCCCAAUUUUUAGCUGUUGUUACUGUUAAUCUGUAGUUUGUACAAUAGCUUCCCUAGCCUGCAAAAACAUCCGUUUCUCCUCGCUCUUCGCCGAUGGGGACGUAUCGGGCGGAGGAACGUCUGCGACUCAGCGACAGAAAUUCCAUACUGAUGACGUAAAAUCUGUUCGGAAUCCAGUCAGAAGUGCUGAUUGGUCGACGGAGUAGUUACAUUGUUUUAGCUAUUGUUUACGAAUGACAGACAAAAGACAAAAGGCCACAAAGGUCAAAUGUAAACGCGAAGAAUCUCUAACAAAACAGUCAAUAUUUGUGGAAUAUAGUCUUCUGUAGAAGAAGCAUUUGAGUUUUGCUGGAGCUCGUUGGCAGAUGAACUCAACACUUUACCAAAAUCGACCAGAAGACACGUAAAAUUGGACAAAUCUAUAUUUAAAACCCCAUGACUACUGGAUUUGUUAUGUAAACAUUGGUUUGCGUCAUCAGUAUGGAAUUUCUGCAGCUCAGUCGCAGACGUUCCUCCUCGCGAAACGUCCCCGGCGGCGAAGAGCGAGGAGAAACGGCUGUUUUCGCAGGCUAUAGCCUCCCACGUAGGCAUUUUUAGGAAUUUGCAUUUCGUCCCUUCUCACAAACGCCUGCUCCACCGAGAACAACAAUCAUUCCUUUCCCAUUGUUUUGUUCUCUUGGUAAGUGAUCAAUCAACCGUUUUGAAAAAAAGUGUUGACAGGCUAAACACGACUCAUAAGCUCGUGGUGGUGUAGAGUUACCUUUUUCCUUCUUUUCUUUCCUUUGCUAAAGUUAUGCAGUACACGGACUAUUCUAAAAUCUGACUCAAUCUUACUUUUGCCUCUCUGAGUCUUAGCCCUUAUUAGAGGUCAUAAUACUUUUCCAGUGUUUCAUGCAGAUCAAGUAAUUAUUGGGUUACCCUGUGGUCAAGGUCAACCUUCCAGAAUUUGGAAGGCACAAUGUGAUUGGCUAAGCUUGGGAAAGGAAUGUUGUUUUUGUUUAAGCAGGCAUUUGUGGGGAGGGACGAAAUACCAGCUCCCCUAAAAAUGCCUGCAUGGGAGGCUGUUUGAGCACAGGACUUGGUUAACUUUGUAUUGUUUACUUUAUCAGGUGUUGCUGUGCGCAAGAUGAGUAGCAAACCAAAGGAGUCUGAUGAAGCAUUUGAUGCCAGAUGGAAAGCUUAUUUUGAAAGGUAAGAUUAUUUGUACACAGUUAACUCUCCUCUUAGACACAUCUUACACAAAAAUAUUUGAUUCAUCUGUCCAGUUUUGGUUGUUGGUCCACUUAACUUGGCUAUUGAAUUGAUUGAAAACCAUUCUACCUUGACAAAUAAAAACACAAUGCCAGCAGUAGCUGUACAAGGUUUGUACACUUGGCGAAUAUUCAGUUAUGGGAUUAAAGAUCUUAUUUUCUGUUUUCUUCCUAGAAAAGCUCAAUAGAGCUUGCUGAGAUCUCCUGCCAUUAUAUUGCAUUGUAAUAGCAGAUAUCAAGUAAUAAGAACAGUUGUAAAAAUGUAAUUAAUAAUGGGCAAAAAAUAUGAUAAUUAGUUAAACUCAUCACCAAUAAAUGAGCUUGGGCGUUGGUGCCUUCAAAGUUGGUGGAGCCGGGCAAUGCUCUAGCAUGAGGAGGAGGUAUCCAUGGCAACCCUACGAGCGGCCCCCACCAGGCAUCGUCACACUGAACAAUUCAGUGGAAUACUUACCGACCCAAUACUUACCUAGCCCACACCAAGAGGGAGGGAGGGAUGGGAAAAACCAAAGCGCAAACUGGCACGCAAACAGCAAGCAAUUGCAACAACACUUUGCGAAGAACUGCAAGCAAGCAACUGCGUAUAUGAGUCACGAGGUGCCCCUGCUAGAGACAUCGGGUCACCCCUAAUAUAGCUGGGGAAACAGCUGACCAGCAUUGCUUCGAGGUUAACUUUGCCUAAAUUACAUUUAGCCACAUUAAAAAAAAUAUAAAAUAAAUAUAAAAUUUGUGUGUUGUUUAAGUUUUUGUAACAUUGCCUACUUUUGAGACCAUGGUUUUAAUCUCCAUUCUCAAUCUGUUGUGUUGUCUCUUCUAAUGCACCUAUCAAUGUAAUGCCGGCGGGGGGGGAGGCAGGGCAUGGGGUGGGGAUUUGAUUGUCUUUGUUGUCCCUGGGGUAGGGCAUUUGACUCAUCUUGUUCUCCCGGGGGAGGGGAUAUUUGAAUCUUUCUUCACCCGACAUGGAGAUAUUUGACUGCGGACUCGGACGAAAAAGACUGAGACCGAACAUAUGUUUCCCCCUUCCACGCUUCACCCAUGCACCAUACGGUUUGAAAAGAUCAGGAAGUCAUGGAGGCCAAUGCGAACAAGCGAAGGCUGAGUGGAUUUCACUGUUUUGUCUUCAAAUUUCGUUUGUUUUAGCGUGUUUUUGAUCAAUUGAACCUCUUAACUAAAUAUACUGUGGUAUCAAAGUAAACGGAAGAGAAACCAAGUCGAUUUUUGCAAGUACAAUUGACUAAUGUAUGGCUCAUUCGCUACAAUCACUGUAAACUUAUAAAACUGACUUUCUUUUUACCCUUUAAUAAGAACGGUAUAUUUAUACUUACAAAAUGUGGACUUUCUCUUAAAGGUUUAUGUAUUCUACGCAGUGUAACACGGAUUAUGGUUAAAACGUAUAAUUGCAGCUGUAACAGGAACAUAUAUCUUUAGUGAUGCAGCAACGUUUAUAAAAGAUUGCAGAGUUUAAUUGGAGAUAUUUUUAUUGUGCCUUUCUUAGGUUCUGCCUUGGGAUUGACAGCAAUGUGCAGCCUGGGGUGGGGAAAUUUGGUUGGAUUUGACUGGAAUGAUUUGCCCGUGGGCAGGGAAUUUGAUUGCAAAUUUUUGAAAAAAGUCAAAUCCCCACCCUAUGCCCUGCCUCCCCCCCCCGCCGGCAUUACAUUGAUAGGUGCAUAAAAGAUUCCUUCUGGUUAGAAAAGAAAAAAGAAAGUAAAUUUUUUUCUUUAAUUUUUGUAGACCAGACAUUGAUGCAUGGGAGUUGCGCAAUGGAUUAAAUGAGCUGUAUGGAAAAGACUUGGUUCCGGAACCAAAGAUCCUCAUUGCAAUGCUCCAUGCUUGUCGGCGCUUAGAUGACUUCUCCAUGACUGUAAGGAUUCUAGAAUCUGUCAAAACCAAAAGUGCUGGAAACAGUGAGAUUUACAACUACAUUCUGAAGGAACUCAAGCCCACUAUAGAUGAGUUGGGUCUGUCUACUCCAGAAGAACUUGGUUUAGCAUAA